CGGCAGCCGCGCGGUGCUCUUUCACGGCAGGAGGUCGGGGGGCAAUCCACUUGACGGCAGGAGGUCGGGUGGGACGGCGGCGCCGCCAUGAGCCUGUUCGGUCUGUUCCGCGGAUUCUUCGGCUUCCCGGAGCGGGGCGACGGCCGCGGGGAGAGGUUUUUCCAGGGGAUGACACUGGAUGAUGAGGAUGAGGAUGAAGACGAUGGGUUUUUCGGAACUCGUCAGCGAGAUAUCUUUGGCUUUGGGCCUGGCGGCCGGCAUUUCGAUGGUGGAUUUUCCGGACUUUUCCACGAGAUGGAUGAACUUUUCAAAGGCAUUGGCAGCUGGGAGGUGCCCAGUGGACAAUUUGAUUUCUCGGUGCUGGAGCCCCAUCCGUACGGAGGAGGCCAGCAGGAAGGGAGCAGGCAGAACCCCCGUGAUUUGAUGUUGAAGGAGCCGGACAGGGAUCACGCUGCAGGAAGUGGAGAGCAGCCUGACACUGACCAGCGGGAUAGACCCACCCCCAAGGGGCCGAGUGGUGGACUCCUGAGCCCUUACAGAAGACCGUGGAAUCCACCCAGUGUGUUUGAGGAGAUGUGGGAGUCGUCAAGACGAGAGGAGUCAGCGAAAGAGGACAAUGAAUGGUACUACAGCAGAACCGACUGA
This is a messenger RNA of Chiloscyllium plagiosum (whitespotted bambooshark), 645 nucleotides long. NCBI's taxonomy places the organism in Eukaryota, Metazoa, Chordata, Chondrichthyes, Orectolobiformes, Hemiscylliidae. The record is from RefSeq and is a predicted model, not a curated record.